UUGAAUUUGAAUGGGUUGGUAAAAAUUAUUAGCCAAAGAGAUAUGAGGGAAUUCGAUAAUCAGAAUUCCCUUUCUACAUCCAAAAAAACUAAUCAGAGGAAGAGGCUUUAUCAAGUUUGGAAAGGUCGUAAUAAAUUCUUUUGUGGAGGUAGAUUGAUUUUUGGUCCAGAUGCUGCCUCAAUUCUAUUAUCAACAUUCCUUAUCGGAGCUCCUGGGAUAACCUUCUGCAUAAAAGCAUUACUCGGUGCCCAAAAAGAUGGAAAUAACGUGUUUGAGUAUGCGGUACUAGCUGGUGGAAUCGUCCUCACACUUGUGGUUCUUAACUUUCUCUUCUUGACGUCGGCAAGAAAUCCUGGAAUAAUUCGUAGGAACAAACGACCACCUGAAUGUGAAGAGUCUUUCAACUAUCGGUCACAAUCGUUUGAUUGGCUAAAUGGUACCCCAUUGAGCCUAAGGAUACCAAGAAUUAAAGAUAUGCUCGUUAAUGGUCACACGAUUAAAGUAAAAUACUGCGACACUUGCAUGCUCUACCGCCCCCCUCGUGCUUCUCAUUGCUCCAUUUGUAAUAAUUGUGUUCAACGCUUUGAUCACCACUGCCCGUGGGUAGGUCAGUGUAUAGGAGUUCGCAAUUAUCGAUACUUCAUCCUAUUCGUGACAUCAUCUACGCUCUUGUGCAUAUACGUUUUCACGUUUGCAUUGAUUGAUAUAAUUCGCCAAAAUGGGAGCAUUUUGGAUAGUGUAUCAAAAGACGUGAUAUCGGUUAUGCUUGUGGUAUACUGCUUCAUAUCUGUUUGGUUCGUUGGCGGGCUUAGUGUUUUCCAUUUCUAUCUCAUAGCCACAAACCAGACAACUUAUGAAAACUUCAGGUAUAGAUACGAAAAGAAGAAAAAUCCUUUCAAUGAAGGGUUUAUUAAGAACCUUAAGGAUGUGUUUUGUACUAAGUUGCCAUCCCCUAUUGACUUUCGAGAGUGGGUAACAGUUGAAGACGAUGAUACUUCAAGUGUGGGGUCUUUUACACAAAGAUUUGGUGAAUCUAUGCAUCCACCAACCGAAAACCAAGCCAAGGAACCGAGCAACUUUACUGAAAGGGAAGAAACAUUGCCAAAUAAUUACAAGACUUCCAAUUAUUCUGCUUCUGAUAAUGACUUAAAAGGCAACAAUGGAGACACAAACACAGCAAACGAUCCACACUUUCUAGUUAACUGUCAAGAAUCAGAUUUGUGUAAGAACGAAGGAAUUGACCAAAAUGAUUGUACCUCAACAAGACAUCAAUAG
Erigeron canadensis is the source of this 1275-nucleotide messenger RNA. Its product is annotated as probable protein S-acyltransferase 3. Gene Ontology annotation, biological process: protein targeting to membrane; peptidyl-L-cysteine S-palmitoylation. The transcript has 5 exons. Gene Ontology annotation, cellular component: endoplasmic reticulum; Golgi apparatus. NCBI's taxonomy places the organism in Eukaryota, Viridiplantae, Streptophyta, Magnoliopsida, Asterales, Asteraceae. The record is from RefSeq and is a predicted model, not a curated record. Bases 43 to 1275 code for a protein of 410 amino acids. Gene Ontology annotation, molecular function: protein-cysteine S-palmitoyltransferase activity.